Messenger RNA from Phlebotomus papatasi, 1131 nucleotides. It is a transcript of the gene TfIIS, whose product is annotated as transcription elongation factor S-II. The record is from RefSeq and is a predicted model, not a curated record. Gene Ontology annotation, molecular function: zinc ion binding; nucleic acid binding. The transcript has 2 exons. NCBI's taxonomy places the organism in Eukaryota, Metazoa, Arthropoda, Insecta, Diptera, Psychodidae. Gene Ontology annotation, cellular component: nucleus. Gene Ontology annotation, biological process: transcription elongation by RNA polymerase II; DNA-templated transcription. Bases 121 to 1014 code for a protein of 297 amino acids.
ACACGAGCGCCAUCGAUUUCUUUCAAAGGAAGCACAAUUCUCGCGUCGCUCUCUCGAUUCAAUAGCAUCAAUUUUUGUUGAUUUGACGGUGAAAAAGGUGCUUUGGCGGCACAAAACAACAUGAGUGUGGAAGAUGAAGUGCUAAAGAUCCAGAAGAAACUGAGUAAAAUGAUCUCACCUGAUGGUACAGGGCAGGAGCAAGCGCUGGAUUUGCUAAAAGCCCUCCAGACCCUUAAUAUAGACUUGGACAUUCUGACCAAGACCCGAAUAGGAAUGACUGUAAAUGAGCUGAGGAAGAGUAGCAAGGAUGACGAGGUUAUUAGCCUAUCUAAGACGCUAAUAAAGAAUUGGAAGCGUUUCCUGGCCGUAACACCACAGAGUAAAGAAUCAUCCGGUAGCUCAUCCAAGAGCUCCUCCAAAUCCCCCAGCAACAGUGGCAAGAAGGAAAGUAAACGUGAGGAUAAAGAUAAAGAUCGUGGACGAGUACAGACAAGUUUUCCCACUUCUGGCAACACAAUGCCAGAUACCAUUCGCUUGAAAUGCCGCGAGAUGCUGGCAAAUGCCCUUAAAACCGACAAUGAUCCCGAAGUCAGUUCCACGGCAGACGAAUUGGCCGAAGAGCUGGAAGAUGCGAUUUACAGUGAAUUCAGAAAUACAGAUACACGAUACAAAAAUCGCAUUCGUUCGCGUGUGGCCAAUUUGAAGGAUCCCAAAAAUCCAACAUUGCGAACAAAUUUCCUGGGUGGAGCCAUAACGGCUGCCAAGCUAGCCAAAAUGACCCCCGAAGAGAUGGCCAGCGAUGAAAUGAAGAAACUACGUGAGCGCUUUGUCAAGGAAGCCAUCAAUGAUGCCCAAUUGGCCACUGUUCAGGGCACCAAAACCGAUCUCCUCAAGUGUGGCAAGUGCAAGAAGCGCAAUUGCACAUACAAUCAAAUUCAGACACGAAGUGCUGAUGAACCGAUGACUACAUUUGUCCUAUGCAACGAAUGUGGACAUCGCUGGAAAUUCUGCUAAGCUAUAUUCUCUCACAAGCGUUUCAUCUCGUUCCCAUGAAUUAUCCUGACCGAUAAACAUUGUAUUAUCGACUUAAGAAUUGAAUAAACAAAAUAGGAAUAGUUUGUGAGUGUAAAA